UGAAAAUGGCUCGUCAUAGUAAGAUUCAGCUGGAAGUGCUUCGCCUAUACAAGCAGUGUCUCCGAGCAGCUGAAAAGAAACCUGGGUUCUAUAAUAAUGUUCAGUAUGAGUUUAGAAAAAAUGCCACCAUUCCAAAGACUGAAAUCCUGCGUGUGGAGCACCUGCUGAGACAGGGAUGGCGCAAGCUUAAGAUGAUGCAGGACCCUUUUGUCAGUAGCAUGGGCCGCUUCCAGAAGUGAACAAUGUGAAUCUUUGAUGGAAAAAAAACAUUGUAUACAGUGGCAGUGUUAAGAUAUUUUCAAAUUGAUUAAAACUAAAGAAAUUUGGUUAUCAGAUCAGUCUUAGAUACUUCCUGCCUCACGAACAUGGGAAGUAAGGUUAUUUAUUUGCACAAACUGGGACGCAUGCCAUACUUGGCUGCCUGGGAGCUCCAGAAGAGGACGGCAUUGGAGGUGAUGAAAAAUGUGAGGUGUGGAAGGGAGCCCGGCCACCGGCUACUGCUGGUGGAGCAUGACCCAGUGUAUACAACAGGACUCCGUAAAGAUGAUUAUACACCAGAGAUAGAGGCAGAACUGCGACAGAUAGGAGCAGACUUCUACCGAACUAACCGAGGUGGCCUCAUUACCUUCCAUGGGCCAGGACAGCUGACAGCCUACCCCAUCCUCCACCUCAGAUCCUUCAGCCCUGGCAUCAAGUGGUAUGUGUGUGCCCUGGAGCGCACAGUGAUACGCACCCUGAGGGCGCUGGGCAUCACCGCACAGACCUCUCCCCACACUGGCGUGUGGGUGGGAGACAACAAGAUAUGCGCAUUAGGUCUGCAAGGUCGCCAUGUCACGACUCAUGGGUUGGGCCUCAACUGCAACACAGACUUGCAGUGGUUUGACCACAUUGUGCCGUGCGGCAUCCCAGACAAGGGUGUCACAAGUGUCACCCGGGAGCUGGGAAGGGAGGUCACCAUACGGGAAGUGGAGCCAUAUUUUCUAGAGGCAUUUUCAGAGAUAUUUAAUUGCAAAAUUGUGAUGAGCCAGCCUGACUUUGAAGAUAAAGACAUACCAUCCCAUCAUAUAUAGCAUUAAAGAAAUCCAUUUUAAUUUUGAGCUUUUUGUGUGAUUGUUCUAAGGUACAAGUCAAACUAUGAGAUGAUAAAGUAUAAUUUUUAUGUGAAAUCUGCAAAUAUGUAAAUAUAUUCUGUGAAUAUCU
Messenger RNA from Portunus trituberculatus (swimming crab), 1200 nucleotides. RefSeq names its product putative lipoyltransferase 2, mitochondrial (gene Lipt2). Gene Ontology annotation, molecular function: lipoyl(octanoyl) transferase activity. NCBI's taxonomy places the organism in Eukaryota, Metazoa, Arthropoda, Malacostraca, Decapoda, Portunidae. The transcript has 4 exons. Bases 366 to 1070 code for a protein of 234 amino acids. The record is from RefSeq and is a predicted model, not a curated record. Gene Ontology annotation, biological process: protein lipoylation. Gene Ontology annotation, cellular component: mitochondrion.